CGUUUACUCGGGUCCUACCAAUCCUUGUGUGCACGCCGUCCUUUGCUCACGAAAGCGAUAUCGGCCGCAGUCAUCGGCGGGGUCGGAGACUUGUUGGCACAAAUUUUGGAGCGCGUUUCACUGUUCACCUUUACGAUUCAAUGGUACCGAUUGGCUGUCUUUGUGAUGACGGAGUUUCUUUUUGACGGGCCCUUUCUGCAUUUUUGGUACGAAUUUAUCUACAAGAUUGGGCAAUGGUUCGAGACCAAGUUUGGCUUGUCCCCGCGCAGUAGGCUCAAGACGCUUUUUCAAUUUUCGGUGGACCAAACUCUGGGAGUGGCGAUCUAUUAUCCGGCAUAUUUUUACGCGUACGAAAUAGUGGAAAUUCCCAGUUUGGUCCGCGCGACAGCGAAAUGUCGUGACCAGCUAGGACCCAUAAUCCGCUCGCAAUAUGUUCUGUGGCCGGCCGUUAGUUGGAUGAUUUUCCGACACGUUCCCGAACGACUCAAAACGUUGGCCAACAACGUUGUGGCCGUCGUUUGGAAUACGUAU
Phaeodactylum tricornutum CCAP 1055/1 is the source of this 531-nucleotide messenger RNA. RefSeq lists its product with no specific name. The record is from RefSeq and is a predicted model, not a curated record. The transcript is spliced from 2 exons. Lineage: Eukaryota; Bacillariophyta; Bacillariophyceae; Surirellales; Neidiaceae. The annotation marks the transcript as partial. Gene Ontology annotation, cellular component: cytoplasm; membrane.